This is a messenger RNA of Penicillium angulare, 693 nucleotides long. Its product is annotated as type 1 glutamine amidotransferase domain-containing protein. The transcript is spliced from 3 exons. Gene Ontology annotation, molecular function: glyoxalase III activity. The record is from RefSeq and is a predicted model, not a curated record. The coding region runs from base 1 to 693 and encodes 230 amino acids. NCBI's taxonomy places the organism in Eukaryota, Fungi, Ascomycota, Eurotiomycetes, Eurotiales, Aspergillaceae.
AUGCCCCCAAAAAUCCUCGUAGUCCUAACAUCCCACGACGAAAUCCCCGGCGUCGGUCCAACAGGCUGGUACCUACCCGAACUAGCUCAUCCCUACGAAAAACUACACAAAAAAACAACCAUAACAGUCGCCUCUCCAAAAGGCGGAAAAGCACCCCUAGAUCCGGGCUCAGUGAAGAUGUUCUCCGAAGAUCCCGUCUGCAAGGACUUUCUAUCGAAAGAAUUUAUUUGGAGUGAUACGAAGAAACUUUCAGAUAUGAAUGAGAAGGAUUUCGAUGCUAUCUUUUAUGUUGGGGGUCAUGGUCCAAUGUUCGACCUAACCAAAAACCCAACCUCAAUAUCUCUGAUAGAAUCCUUCGCCUCCAAAAAGAAGCUCAUAUCAGCAGUCUGCCACGCACCAUGCGUAUUCCUAUAUACACAAGACAACACCGGGGUCCCACUCAUUUCCGGAAAAGAAGUAACAGGCUUUUCAAAUGCAGAAGAAGAUGCCGUGGGAUUAUCAGCUGCGAUGCCUUUUAUGUUGGAGGAUGAACUUGGAAGAGUCUCGGGAGGAAACUAUGUCAAGGCAGCUGAGGAUUGGGGGGUUAAGGUUGUUAGGGAGAAGAGUUCAUAUGGGGGUUGGAUUGUUAUGGGGCAGAAUCCGGGGAGUGCGGGGGCUACUGCGGAGGAGAUAUUGAAAGUUCUGGGGGCUUAG